This is a messenger RNA of Momordica charantia (bitter melon), 1075 nucleotides long. RefSeq names its product Pollen Ole e 1 allergen and extensin family protein. Lineage: Eukaryota; Viridiplantae; Streptophyta; Magnoliopsida; Cucurbitales; Cucurbitaceae. The record is from RefSeq and is a predicted model, not a curated record.
CCACCACGUUGCUGUCACAGAAAAAUCGAAGAAUCCCCACUUCCAUGGAUCCUCUGAAGAAGCUUAAUCUCUGUUUUUUAGCUGCAUCUCUGUUUUUCGCCGCAGCCCAAGGAUACGCCGUCGUCACCGGCACCGUCUUCUGCGAUCAGUGCAAAGAUGGCCAAAUUUCCCUGUUCGAUUACCCCAUUAACGGAGCUAAAGUGAUGGUGGCUUGUGGGGACGGCAAUGGGGGAGUGACAUAUUCGAGAGAAGAGACUACGAAUUUGUUUGGGAGCUUCACGAUGAGAUUCGACGGGACGCCGGAUCUUAGCGGCUGUUACGCGGCGGUCGGUGGGACGGCGACGGGCUGCGGCGGAGCGGUCGGACCGGCGAAGAGUCUCAGACUGAUGUUUAGGAUGUUUGACAUGGAAAUGUAUGUGGUCGAUUCCUUGAUUUCUCAGCCUGCUCUGCCAAUGCCGUUUUGUUCGCCGUCGGUUAAUCCGGUCCCGGCGCCGGUCACCGUACCUCCGCCGUCAUCGCCUCCGCCUCCUCCUCUCAGACUGCCGCUGCUUCCGCCGUUGCCGCCUGUGCCGUUCUUGGAAGCUUCUGCUUGUCAACAUGAGAACUGGACAAAUCCAGAUUACAGAUGCUACUGGAGGGCAGUGAACCCAGAGACAAAAGUAGGCGUUAUUUUUGGACCAGUGGCGGCGAACCGUUACGGGACGGAGGUGACCCUAUGGAACGGGCUACAGGGCAGAGGAGACCCUUACAGGACACUGUUAAGGGAGGCCAUAACGGCGUUCCUUAAUUCCUACAAUUCCCUCCACUACCCCUACCCUACAAUUUCGGUCCUCCAACGCAUGAAUUGGGCCUUGUUGGGCUCUCCACGGGCCGUCCUCAUCACUGCCCUUCGAUUCAAACGGGCCAAUUCCGGCUCUCCCCACCUCACCUGCAAAUUCCAUCCUUGCCAAUAAUAUCCAUCUCUUCCAUUUAUUUAAUUACUCAUAAAUAUUCUAAUUAUGAUCUUGACUGAUGACUCUCAUUUUAGUUUCUAAAAUUUGUGGAAUCUUUAAGGUUAAACUAUGAAUAUAUGAAG